This is a messenger RNA of Talaromyces rugulosus, 1305 nucleotides long. RefSeq lists its product as uncharacterized. The record is from RefSeq and is a predicted model, not a curated record. Gene Ontology annotation, biological process: ubiquitin-dependent protein catabolic process. Gene Ontology annotation, cellular component: cytoplasm. Gene Ontology annotation, molecular function: ubiquitin binding; ubiquitin conjugating enzyme binding. NCBI's taxonomy places the organism in Eukaryota, Fungi, Ascomycota, Eurotiomycetes, Eurotiales, Trichocomaceae. The transcript is spliced from 4 exons. The coding region runs from base 1 to 1305 and encodes 434 amino acids.
AUGGCCGACAACAAUCCUGUAUGUUACGCGCACGCUUUUGAUCUCUCGCACAGUGAACUCACCCCAAAUCCCCCGCAGACCAGCACCCCGACGAAGUCCUCGACCGGGGGAAAUGGCCAGAAUCCAGAAUCGCCCACGACAGCACGGCCAUUGGACUUCGACGAUGAGCCCCAAGAUGCUGGCGUCUCUUCCACCCCGUCGAAGCCAGGCGCAGAGGCCGAAGCUCCCCCGCCAAAGCCGCCUCGUCCCUUGAGCCCACGACAACAGGCCGAAACUACGUUGAAAGAAGCUUUUCCGUCCCUGGAUGUAGGUGUAGUCAAAGCUGUGUUAACUGCCAGCGGCUAUAAUGUUGAACGAGCAUUCCAUGCAUUGCUAGGCAUGACGGAUCCCUCGGCCCAAGAAGAACUUCCACCGCCUCCACCAGCAAAGCCGCCAAGGCCUGCCCAUGUGCCGACCACGACAACUCAGCAGCAAUUACAAGAAGAUGAGCGGUAUGCGCGCCAGCUUGCCGAACACUAUAGUGGCUCUACCCACCGCAAUGAUCCUUGGGGGCCGCCCUCAGGUAACUAUCCGGAGGAACGAGAGCACAGCUUCUUUGACGAUGAUUUGCCUGUAAUCCGUGACAAUAUUCGCAAGGGCUUUUUAGAGACCCAGUCAAAGGUCAAUUCUUGGGUACAGGGUUUCAAGAAGCGGCUCGAUGGCGAAGAGGAGGACGAAAAUGAGACCCGCCACUCUUCCGACGGUUAUCUACACUCCUACGGAGAAACCCAGACUCAUGGCCGCUCAAGGCGAAGCGGCGACUCAGCCCGCCGCAGUGGUGACCGCGAGCGAUACGAUGCUGAUCCGCAAGUCCUUGGAGAUGAUUUCUCUGCGCUAGAAUUAAGAGAUGGUGAAGCCCCUCCUCCAAAACCCGCCCGUCCAUUGGCCAAUGUGGCCCCUUUCAAGUCUUCUUCCCAAGAAAGGAGAAAGGUAUCCUUCCAGGAUGGACCGCCUGAAGAGAUCGAUAAUAUAUAUGAUGCCUCGGAACCUAGUAGGCGUUCGGCCUCGACAGCAGGCAAGUCCAGUAAAUGGCAACCUCUUUCUACUGUUACCCCUUCCCCGGUGGGAGAGAACGACCCUUUCAGCCUCGGCGACAGCGAAGAUGAGAAAGACACCAAACCGAAAGAAGCUCCGGCAAAAGAAACUCCAUCACAAGAAGCACCAGCGGACGAGGCAGACCGCGUCAAGAAAGCCACGGCGGAUGCGAUGGCGGAAGAGCUGGGGUCUGGUUCCAAAGCCGAGGAUAACAAAGCCGGAGAAAAAUGA